Messenger RNA from Conger conger (European conger), 1945 nucleotides. RefSeq names its product protein phosphatase 1, regulatory (inhibitor) subunit 14Bb (gene ppp1r14bb). Bases 687 to 1070 code for a protein of 127 amino acids. NCBI's taxonomy places the organism in Eukaryota, Metazoa, Chordata, Actinopteri, Anguilliformes, Congridae. Gene Ontology annotation, biological process: innate immune response; regulation of phosphorylation. The transcript has 4 exons. Gene Ontology annotation, molecular function: protein serine/threonine phosphatase inhibitor activity. Gene Ontology annotation, cellular component: cytoplasm. The record is from RefSeq and is a predicted model, not a curated record.
GAGUGAGGGAGGCACAGGAGGAAGACAAGAGGGGAAGAGGAAAGACAAAAAAGAGACGGGGUAGGACGGAGGAGAUUUUAAGUUAGGAAAUAAUAGCCUAUAUAUUAUUUUUACAUAACGCUGCAAAAACAACCAGCUUAUAGCCUACCUAGUUUUUUUGUUUGUUGGCAUUUUAGUGGACCGCAGCAAGUUGUUUACUGUUCAUUCAAAGGAGCAACCAAAAUCUGCAAGCUCAGUAAUACAAACCUUUCCACUUUUACUCAAGGCGAACGCGUGAGGCUGGAAAAUAUUCCCAAACAAGACGCUAUAGCGGACCACUUUUUUAAUCGUUUAACUUAAUAAGAAGAGCAACGGGAAAGGAACAUUUCGAAACAUAUUGUUAUUAUCGUUUAAUUGGUUUUCUUUCCGUUUACCUAACGACCUGAAGCUUACCAUAGCGUAUAGUUUAUUGUUUGAGACAAAAUAGAAAUAGCCUAUCACAAUAUAUUUUUUGUAGACAAUUGCCUUUUUUACAAUAGCUAUUAAUCGUAAAAUAUUGACAACACAGAAUUGCCAAAUAUCAUGCGAGUUUGCAAGAAGGGGGGCACAGUAGAUCGCACUGUUACAUUUUAAACAACUAAAAACGGAUAAGAAAUAGUGUGUAGCCUAUAAAAUAACACUCUGCUUCCUGAAGAUAUUGGGGGACUAUGGCGGCGGUAACGAGCCCAGAGUCAAGCACACAAAGCCGGGUAUAUUUUCAAACGCCUCCCGGUACCGAGGAAACUGAACCCCCGGUACGGAAACAAGGACGGGUGACCGUGAAAUAUGACCGAAAAGAACUGCGAAAGAGACUCAACCUGGAAGAAUGGAUUAUUGAUCAGCUAACGGAUCUAUACGACUGUGAGGAGGAGGCCAUCCCGGAGCUGGAGAUCGAUGUGGACGAGCUCCUGGACAUGCCCAGCGAUGGGGACCGGGCCUCCAGGGUGAAGGAAUUGCUGGUAGACUGCUACAAACCUACUGAUGACUUUGUGACUGCGCUCCUGGACAAGAUUCGAGGCAUGCAGAAACUCAGCACUCCCCAGAAGAAAUAAGAACCCCCCCCCCCCUCCCCCCCUCGACCCCCCCAACUUCCCACAAUUCUGUGCUCUGGGGAGGGGCGGCAGGCAACUGGGUGGGCGCGUUCGGCAGCAGUACCCACAAUCCCUCUGCGCUGCGUGGAAGGAAGCGAGGACCCUCGGCAGUCAAACUCUUUAGCAGCCGGACAAGCAGGGGUUGAUUUGCUUCUAGAACCUUCUUUCUUUUGUUUUGCGGGGUUUGAAGUGUGUGCAUAUUAUCUAUCUUAUCUAUCUCUUAUAUAUCUACAUGCUAUACAUAUGCGUAUGUGUAGUGUGGUACGGCGAUAAUAGGAUGUUUUUUUUUCUUUUUUUUUUACGGGAACUGGUUCCUGUGGGAAUAUGGAUGCAGUACUGUACUGUGUGCAGUCCUUUCUGAAUUAGACCCAGCUAUGAUGUUCAGUGUUAUAGUAGCACUCAUAGGCAGGGGGACGACUAUGAAGCGGCCUUAUUUUUAUUUAUUUGUUUCUUUUUUUUAUGGAUUUCGAGCAGUUAAAAGGGCUUCCUGAAGAAAUGUUGAUUUGUUUGUUAGGAUAUUGAUGAAUUCAGAUUCAGGGGAUCUGUGUGAUGGAGUACCGUGGUUUGGGGAUGUGUAGCAGACCCCCCCCCUCCUCCCCACACCCCCAACCUGAACCCCAAACCUGAACCCCAAACCCCCUCAGGAACUGUGGAAACACACUGCCUAAACACAGCCGUGACCGCACACAGAACACACACAGUUACACCUGGCCCCUCGUUUUGCAACGUGCGGUCCGUCCGAGACUGCCAGGGCACCCGUGGAAAACCCCUCACCGGCCUCUCUGAAGGGAUCCGGGCCCUGUCCAACCCGUCUGCUCAGGGUAAACUCGUGUCUC